This is a messenger RNA of Onychostoma macrolepis, 2313 nucleotides long. It is a transcript of the gene zfand3, whose product is annotated as zinc finger, AN1-type domain 3. Gene Ontology annotation, molecular function: DNA binding; zinc ion binding. NCBI's taxonomy places the organism in Eukaryota, Metazoa, Chordata, Actinopteri, Cypriniformes, Cyprinidae. Bases 387 to 983 code for a protein of 198 amino acids. The record is from RefSeq and is a predicted model, not a curated record. The transcript has 6 exons.
GUAUCUUCCACUCGCCAGCUGAUCGGCCUCGACUCCCGGUGCGGUCCGUCGGACUGUACGCGGCCGUUAAUUUCUUGAUUUUUGUCUAAAUUACGUCGAAUUCAUAGUAACGGCCGCUCGUGUCCGCAUCCUUCACAUCUUACGCUGCAUUUUCAGCUCGGGGAUUUCGCUGUAAAGCAUUUUUGAUUAAACGUCGAGCCGAGGAAUUCCCGCACAAGCACUAGGCCGCGAGCGGAUCCCCGGUGUUUCCUGCAGAAACCUGCCGCCUUCACAUCGCUACCAUGGGGGACACAGGAAGCGAGCGCAGCAAGCCGCCUAGUAUUCCUCCCCGCUGCCCUUGUGGAUUUUGGGGGUAAGACGAUUCGUUUUACACGUCCAGCAAAACCAUGAACCUUUGCUCUAAAUGUUUUGCUGACAUACAGAAGAAACAGCCAGACGAGGACUGCACUCCAGAGCCCGCCCCCAGCUCAAGCAAUAGCCAAUCAGCAGUCUUCUGUAACGAGACGAGCAGCAGCAGUAGCCAAACCCUGUCCUCCAAGCCAGCCAGCUCUGAAGAGCCCUCAACAGAAGCCACGCCUCUUCCUGCACAGGAUGAAGUCUCCAGUACAGACACAGCUCGCGGCACGCUAUCCACUCCUACAAAACGACCCUGCGACUCAGCCUCAGGUUCGGAGAGCGAGUCGUCUCCGGAGAAGCGUGUUCGUGUGGGAGAGGCCUCAUGUUCUGAAGAUUCUCCACGAGUUCCCAAGCAGAAGAACCGUCGGCGGUGCCAUCGCUGCCAAACCAAACUGGAGCUUGUACAACAGGAGCUGGGGUCCUGUCGCUGUGGUUAUGUGUUCUGCAUGUUGCACCGGUUGCCGGAGCAACACGACUGUAUGUUUGACCAUCUGGGACGCGGCCGAGAGGAAGCCGUGCUGAAGAUGGUGAAACUGGACCGCAAGGUGGGCCGAACCUGCCAGCGCAUCGGAGAGGAGUGCUCUUGAACGCCCCCCUGCAUACACACACACACACACACACACACACUCACUCGCAAACACACACACACACGCACACACACACACGUAUCCACCGACCACACGACUCACUCACCUGUUAGUGGCAUCUUUUUUCCUCCAACACAUCUCAGAGGACCUACACCCCUGCUUGACCUCUGACCUCUGACCUGUGACCCCUCUCAGUAGCCUCGUGCUCAUCACACACAGGCGACCCGCACAGCCUUAACUUUCUGUUAUCUGUCCUUCCACACACCUCCGAACGCAGGUCAGCAGGUCAGACGAAUUUGGCGGUCUGUAUUUUGGAGAACUGCUCUCGUCUCGGAGGCUGCGAUCGACUCCAGGGGAAACACAUCGAUCGAUCGAGACCUCUGGGAACUUCUGCUCCGGACGUUGCGAUGACAGACACCGACCGAGGGAAGGGGGGGCGACCUGGAUCCGCAUGAGUCACCCCGUCCCGGGACAAAACGAAAAAGAAAGGCCGGCUCUGCCGCGGCCCGUGGGCUCGAGCCGCGUCAGAGCCGUGCCCGUUUCACUGGCGUACACUCACACUCACAUAUGCACUUACAGCCGUGUUUUCAAACGCCGCUCGGCACGAGGGCCGAGGCGAAACCAGACGGUACCCUUCGGUUUGGGUUCGGUUGGGAAAGGGCCGCCCACAGCUCAUCUGAGAACUAGUUCGUUCAGGUCUGAAUAAACACACUCUGUAACCUCGUACGACUCCCAUCAGCCCUUGCAUCAUGCACUCUGCCUCUUUUAAAGCAGCUGAAGAUCUCGGUGGCUUUUUUUGCCCUUUUUUCUGGCUUUCUCUCCUUCAUUCUCACUAGUUCCUGUACUUUCUCCUGCCUGCUCAUGCUAACCUUUCUUUCUAUAUUCUCUUGAUGCGUUCUCUUUUGUUUUUCUUUCUUUCCUUCCCUCCCUCACAUGCAUUAUGGAGGGAUGUGUUCAGCUCUGGUGGGAACGAGGAAGGCGGAGCCUCAAUUUACCUGCGCUUUUUUUUUUGUUUUGUUUAAAAUUUUUUAUUAUUAUUACUUUGACUGGUUUUCUGUUGAGAUGUCGACAUGGACAGAACUGAAGAAAAGAGAUGAAUAUUGUGUAUCUUAAGAAAAAUCCUUAUUUAACCUCCUUUGUGUUUCUGGUUAACUCUCACUCUAAGCAUAGAGCUGCAUUACUUUGUCCUUUUUAGGUUAACAUUAAAAAAACAUACAAAAAACGAAGAUAUGGAUAAGAUAAAAUUCUGUAGCCUUUCUUUUUUUGUUUUCUUGUUUUCCUUUUUUUCCUUUCCUCUUUUGCUGAAAAAGAAUAAAACUGGAUUAGAGGA